AUGCUCAGAUCUGGGCCUCCCAGUGGGCCCGCGCCCGGCACCGAGUCCUCACCUGGAGGACUCUUCGGAGUGGAGGACGCGCUCACCUACCUGGACCAGGUGAAGAUCCGCUUCGGCAGCGACCCGGCCACCUACAACGGCUUCCUGGAGAUCAUGAAGGAGUUCAAGAGCCAGAGCAUUGAUACUCCUGGGGUCAUCCGACGUGUGUCUCAGCUCUUCCACGAGCAUCCUGACCUCAUCGUGGGAUUCAAUGCUUUCCUGCCUCUUGGGUACCGGAUAGACAUUCCCAAGAACGGCAAGGUGGACACUCAGUCCCCCGGGGGCCAGGAGAACGCUCAUGGUGAAGGCGCGGCCGACUUCAAGCCGCAGGCCGCAGCGGCAGCAGCCUGCAAGGAGGAGCGGGGCCAGGGACCCUUGGAGGCGGACUCGGUGGAGUUCAACAAUGCCAUCAGCUACGUGAACAAGAUUAAGACUCGCUUCUUGGACCACCCGGAGAUCUACCGCUCCUUCCUGGAGAUCCUGCACACCUACCAGAAGGAGCAGCUGCACUCCAAGGGCCGUCCGUUCCGCGGCAUGUCGGAGGAGGAGGUGUUCACCGAGGUGGCCAACCUCUUCCGUGGCCAGGAGGACCUGCUCUCCGAGUUCGGCCAGUUCCUGCCCGAGGCCAAGCGCUCCCUGUUCACAGGCAGCGGGGCGUGUGAGAUGAACAGUAUCCCGAAGAGUGAGCAGGAGAAGAGCCUGGAGCACAGCAAAAAGCGCUCUCGGCCCUCGCUCCUCCGUCCGGUGUCGGCACCGGCCAAGAAGAAGAUGAAGCUCCGUGGAACCAAAGACCUGUCCCUCGCCGCCGUGGGCAAGUACGGCACGCUGCAGGAGUUCUCCUUCUUUGACAAGGUGCGCAGGGUUUUGAAGAGCCAGGAGGUGUACGAGAACUUUCUGCGCUGCAUUGCCCUCUUCAAUCAGGAGCUGGUGUCGGGCUCUGAGCUCCUGCAACUCGUUAGCCCGUUUCUAGGGAAAUUUCCAGAACUCUUUGCACAGUUCAAGUCCUUCCUGGGGGUGAAAGAGCUGUCAUUUGCACCACCCAUGAGCGAGCGGUCUGGGGAUGGAAUCAGCCGAGAAAUCGACUACGCGUCCUGCAAGCGCAUUGGGUCCAGCUAUCGGGCGCUCCCCAAAACCUACCAGCAGCCAAGGUGCAGCGGGAGGACGGCCAUCUGCAAGGAGGUGCUGAACGACACCUGGGUGUCCUUCCCCUCCUGGUCUGAAGACUCGACCUUUGUUAGCUCUAAGAAGACGCCCUACGAGGAGCAGCUGCAUCGCUGUGAGGAUGAGCGCUUCGAGUUAGACGUGGUCCUGGAGACCAACCUGGCCACCAUCCGGGUGCUGGAGAGCGUGCAGAAGAAGCUGUCGCGGAUGGCGCCUGAGGACCAGGAGAAGUUCCGGCUGGAUGAUGCUCUGGGCGGCACGUCGGAGGUGAUCCAGCGGCGCGCCAUCCACCGCAUCUACGGGGACAAGGCCCCCGAGAUCAUCGAGAGCCUCAAGAAGAACCCGGUCACAGCCGUCCCCGUUGUCCUGAAGAGGCUGAAGGCCAAGGAGGAGGAGUGGCGGGAGGCCCAGCAGGGCUUCAACAAGAUCUGGAGGGAGCAGUAUGAGAAGGCGUACCUCAAGUCCCUGGACCACCAGGCUGUGAACUUCAAGCAGAACGACACCAAGGCCCUGCGCUCCAAGAGCCUGCUCAACGAGAUCGAGAGUGUCUACGAUGAGCACCAGGAGCAGCACUCGGAGGGGCGCAGCGCACCGGCCAGUGAGCCGCACCUCAUCUUCGUGUAUGAGGACCGGCAGGUGCUGGAGGACGCCGCAGCGCUGGUGGGCUACUAUGUGAAGCGGCAGCCGGCCAUCCAGAAGGAGGACCAGGCCACCAUGCAGCAGCUGCUGCUCCGCUUCCUGCCCGGCCUCUUCUUCUCCCAGCACCCAGGGCCGGGGUCUGAGGAGCCGGGGCCCGAGCGCGAGGGGCCGGCGGGGCCCAGCGUAGAGCCGGCCGAGCUUGGGAAGCCCGUGGGGCCCGGGCCCGAGGAGGCGGCUCGGGACGAUGUAUACAGCCUGUUCUUUGCCAAUAACAACUGGUACUUCUUCCUGCGCCUGCACCACACGCUGUGCGCGCGGCUGCUCAAGAUCUACCGGCAGGCGCAGAAGCAGUUGCUGGAGUACCGGGCGGAGAAGGAGCGGGAGCAGCUGCUGUGCGCCGGCCGCAGGGAGAAGGGCGGCGACCCCGCCAUGGAGCUGCGUCUCAAGCAGCCCAGUGAGGUGGAGCUGGAGGAGUACUACCCCGCCUUCCUGGACAUGGUGCGGAGCCUGCUGGAGGGGAGCAUCGACCCUGCGCAGUAUGAGGACGCCUUGCGGGAGAUGUUCACCAUUCACGCCUACAUCGGCUUCACCAUGGACAAGCUGGUGCAGAACAUCGCGCGCCAGCUGCACCACCUGGUGAGCGACGACCUGUGCCUGAAGGUGGUGGAGCUCUACUUGAACGAGAAGAAGCGGGGCGCCGCUGGGGGCAACCUGUCCUCCCGCUGCGUGCGUGCGGCCCGGGAGACCAGCUACCAAUGGAAGGCCGAGCGCUGCAUGGCGGAUGAGAACUGCUUCAAGGUGAUGUUCCUGCAGCGCAAAGGACAGGUGAUCAUGACCAUCGAGCUCCUGGACACGGAGGAGGCCCAGACGGAGGACCCCGUGGAGGUGCAGGGCUGA
Dipodomys ordii (Ord's kangaroo rat) is the source of this 2736-nucleotide messenger RNA. It is a transcript of the gene Sin3b, whose product is annotated as SIN3 transcription regulator family member B. Gene Ontology annotation, biological process: negative regulation of transcription by RNA polymerase II. Lineage: Eukaryota; Metazoa; Chordata; Mammalia; Rodentia; Heteromyidae. The transcript is spliced from 17 exons. Gene Ontology annotation, molecular function: transcription corepressor activity. Gene Ontology annotation, cellular component: chromatin. The coding region runs from base 1 to 2736 and encodes 911 amino acids. The record is from RefSeq and is a predicted model, not a curated record.